This is a messenger RNA of Rubroshorea leprosula, 2053 nucleotides long. The record is from the annotation of a GenBank genome assembly. NCBI's taxonomy places the organism in Eukaryota, Viridiplantae, Streptophyta, Magnoliopsida, Malvales, Dipterocarpaceae.
AGAGAAAGUUUCGAUUUUUAUUUUUGUACGUAAUUUCUUUCUUUGUUUGCGCGUCUCUGAAGUCUGAACUCUUCCCCCAUUUCUUUUUUUGGGGAAAUUUUUGGGUCUGGUUUCCGUAUAUUUACGAUCUCUCUGGUUGCUGAAUUUGACGCGGGAGAGAGGGAGAGGGAAAGGGUCCCUCUCUCUUCCCGCUGGGGGGUGUAAUUGAUCUUUUGCAUUUGAAGAAAGUUGGGUUUAGUUCGGUGAAAACGAAAAUCAUGAAUGUGAUGCGUCGGCUCAAGAGUAUUGCUUCUGGUCGCACUUCCAUUUCUUCUGAUCCUGGUGGAGAUACCAGCACAAAGAGAGCAAAGGUUGAUCAAGAUACUGAAUGGAAGGUGAGGAAUGCCACUGGUUUAGAGCAGCAUAUGGCUUCUACAUCACUUGGACCUCUUGCAAGCACAUCGGAUACAUCUUCAGAUGCCAGAACAGGAAAAUCAGGAGUUGAUCAGCUUCCUAAGGAAAUGCAUGAAAUGAGGAUUAGGGAUGAGAAAACUGCAAACCAUGAUGAUAAGGAGGUGGAAGCCACUGUUAUUAAUAGUAAUGGAACUGAAACAGGUCAGAUAAUUACAACUACUGUUGGUGGUCGAAAUGGACAACCAAGACAGAGCAUCUCAUAUAUGGCAGAGCGUGUGGUUGGCACUGGUUCUUUUGGUGUUGUCUUUCAGGCUAAGUGCUUGGAAACUGGUGAAUCAGUUGCAAUAAAGAAGGUUUUGCAGGAUAAAAGAUACAAGAACAGAGAACUCCAGAUUAUGCGUUUACUUGACCAUCCUAAUGUCCUUAAACUGAAGCACUGUUUCUUUUCAACCACUGAAAAAGAUGAGCUGUAUCUUAACCUUGUCCUGGAGUAUGUAUCAGAGACUGUGUAUCGAGUUUCAAAGCAUUAUAGCAGAAUGAAUCAGUUUACACCCAUUAUUUAUGUUCAGCUGUAUACAUACCAGAUUUGCCGUGCACUAAAUUAUUUACAUAAUGUUAUCGGGGUAUGCCAUCGAGACAUCAAGCCACAAAAUUUGCUUGUCAAUCCCCACACUCACCAGCUGAAGAUCUGUGACUUUGGAAGUGCAAAGAUGUUGGUGCCAGGUGAACCCAACAUAUCUUAUAUAUGCUCACGGUACUAUAGGGCCCCAGAACUUAUAUUUGGGGCUACAGAAUAUACAACUGCUAUUGAUAUGUGGUCUACUGGUUGCGUCUUGGCUGAGCUUCUUCUUGGUCGGCCGCUAUUUCCUGGUGAAAGUGGUGUCGAUCAGCUAGUGGAAAUCAUUAAGAUUUUGGGGACACCAACAAGAGAAGAAAUCAAGUGCAUGAAUCCAAAUUACACUGAGUUUAAGUUUCCUCAGAUCAAAGCUCAUCCAUGGCACAAGACAUUUCACAAGAGAAUGCCUCCUGAAGCUGUAGACCUCGUGUCAAGGCUGCUCCAGUACUCACCAAACUUACGUUGCACUGCUUUGGAGGCAUGUGCACACCCUUUCUUUGAUGAUUUGAGAAACCCAAAUGCUUGCUUAUCUAGUGGGAGAGCCCUACCGCCUUUGUUCAACUUCACAGCUGAAGAGCUAUCUGGCACAUCUACUGAACUUCGUCAACGGCUCAUUCCAGAACAUGCAAAGAGAUGAAACAUGAGCUGAAUGAAGGAGAUUGUGACAUACAUCGGUGAUGUGAAUGGUUUUGGAUGCUUAGGUGCCCAGACAAGCUGCCCUGCCCUGCCCUACCUACAAGUUCAGGGGAAAGAAUUUUGUACUCGGGGGAUGGAGUUCUAAUAGAGAACGGAUGGCUAAGCAGUGGAGUUGCGACAUUUCUCUACAUUUGCAAUAUGAUGUGUUAUGACCUCAACUAUGAGAAAAAUGAGUUGUUACGAUUAUGUUGUCAUGUUGUCAUAUAUAGUUAACGGGCAUUCAAUGCUAAAACCGAGUGAAUGGGAUCAACUAGAUGAAUUAGGCUCUUUUCCAGUGCAGUUUAAUUUUCCUUCCAAUUUCCAGUUUUACACAGAGAUUUAAAGUUACAAGAAAUCUGCCUUCAAUGC